Molecule: messenger RNA, 1536 nt
Organism: Neoarius graeffei (lesser salmon catfish)
Lineage: Eukaryota; Metazoa; Chordata; Actinopteri; Siluriformes; Ariidae
Gene: arl8ba
Product: ADP-ribosylation factor-like 8Ba
Exons: 7
Coding region: 103-663 (186 amino acids)
Biological process (GO): protein transport; anterograde axonal transport
Cellular component (GO): lysosomal membrane
Molecular function (GO): GTP binding; GTPase activity
Source: RefSeq, a predicted model, not a curated record
ACAAGCGCGUAGUUCCUCCCAAACAUUACGCUCCUGUUACUGCUCAUAACCCGAGCGCUGAGAAAAACAAAGCUAAAGUGGUAGAAUUGAUCAGUCGUAGAAAUGUUGGCGCUGAUUAACCGGUUCUUAGAUUGGGUUAAGUCCCUGUUCUGGAAGGAGGAGAUGGAAUUAACGCUCGUCGGGCUUCAGUAUUCCGGCAAAACCACGUUUGUCAAUGUGAUAGCUUCUGGACAAUUCAGUGAAGACAUGAUUCCAACAGUUGGAUUCAACAUGCGAAAAGUCACAAAAGGAAACGUCACAAUUAAGAUCUGGGAUAUAGGGGGACAACCCAGGUUUAGGAGCAUGUGGGAACGGUACUGUCGAGGAGUAAACGCCAUAGUGUACAUGGUGGAUGCAGCAGAUCGAGACAAAGUAGAAGCUUCCAGAAAUGAGCUGCAUAACCUGUUAGACAAACCACAGUUACAAGGAAUCCCUGUAUUGGUACUUGGUAACAAGAGGGAUUUACCUAAUGCGCUGGAUGAGAAACAGCUUAUUGAAAAAAUGAACUUGGCUGCUAUUCAAGACCGGGAGAUCUGCUGCUACUCCAUUUCCUGCAAAGAGAAAGACAACAUUGACAUCACACUGCAGUGGCUUAUCCAGCAUUCGAAAACACGGAGAAGUUGAAAGCCAUGUAUCAGAUUCACGUGCUGACACGUUCCGAUUGCACCCCAUCCUGCUUACUCUGUGAAACUGUACAGUCAUCCCAUCACACUAUUUUCACCAAUGUUGGUUGCAGAUGUCCUUGUCACUCCUGUCAUAACUAAGAACCAGUCUUCUGAACCUAUCGCUAAAUGAUGUUAGCCUGCAGUUUCCAGCCGCCUCCUCCUUUGAGAUCUCCCCCAUCUGCUAAAACAAAAGCUCAGCAGUCUCUCUUCUACAAACUAGCUUCACAUUCUUGAGGUCCUUAACCUCCAAUCAGUCCUAUUAUCAAAGUUAUGGGAGAGUGAAGACUUUUCUGCCCCCCCCCCCCCCCCCCCCAAAAUGCCAGGCCUUGCAAGAAUGUAAUUAUGUCUGUUGCCUCUCUGUCUUGUUCUCUCUUCUUUUGGCCAAAAUGUUUGUCCUGAGAAAGCAGUUUGUAAUAUUUAACUAAGGAGUGAUUCGAUAAGUCAGCAAAAUAUCUUGACAUGUAUGUACAAAUAUUGAUCACGUAAAUAUUUUUACUAUGUUGAGCAGAAAUCUAUUUAAGAGGAUGUUUGGAAGGGUAAGGUCUAGUCUUUGCUGUUGGUAAGCUGGGAGAGAGAGGUGGCGAAGUUCAAAGUGCCUUGUGCAGCAGACUUCUCUCUGAAGCGGAGCAGUAUGCCAGGUGUGUCUACCUGGAACCCAGUCACCUAUGAAGAAAAUAAAUGAUAUAGGCAUGCUUUUUAAGGUAGAUUAUUGUACCAUUGCCAUUAUGAACAAAGUUAUUGCUUUGAUCUCUGUAAAAAGAAAUAUUUGAAGCCCUCACUAUCAAUGCACUUUUGUAAAUAUGAACCAAUAAAUAAUUAUUGACAUCUGAAA